GGUGGAGCACUUGUUCCAGCAGCACACUCGGUCUCUCUGAUUUGUGUGGUUUGUUUCUCGGAGCAGAAGCUGCGCAUCAGAUGUUGAGAGACACUCGGAGAACCACACCGGAAAAACGCUGCUUUCACACACUUCUCCGAAACAGGAAUAUUCUGUGUCUUAGCAGGUGGAGACAGAAGUGUUUUGACUGAAGGAUGGAGGGCUCUGGUUGGCAAGGUGGAGAAGAGCCUCCUGGAAGCCACGUGUACGAGGUGAUGGUGGUCCCAAACUCCACGUCCCCUCACAGCUUUCCCUUCGCAGACGUAGCCCUGCUGCAGACCUUCAAGCCGCUUAUCAUCCCCUGUUACGUUCUUGUGUUGCUGGUGGGCGUCUUUGGCAACUACCUUCUGAUCUACGUCAUCUGCCGCACGAGGAAGAUGCACAACGUCACCAACUUCUUCAUCGGUAACCUGGCCUUCUCGGACAUGUUGAUGUGCGUGACCUGCGUCCCCUUCACGCUGGCCUACGCCUUCAGCGCUCACGGGUGGACGUUCGGACGCUUCAUGUGUUACCUGGUGUUCUUGAUCCAGCCCGUCACUGUAUACGUGUCCGUUUUCACCCUCACAGCCAUUGCUGUCGACAGGUACUACGCUACAGUUCACCCUUUGAAGAAGCGAAUCUCAAUGGCGGCUUGCGGUUACGUGCUGUCUGGGAUCUGGCUGCUGUCGUGUGUGCUAGUCGCUCCCGCUGUGGCCCACACGUAUCACGUGGAGUUCAGAGAAGAGGGUCUGACCAUCUGUGAGGAGUUCUGGUUGGGCCAGGAGACCCAGCGGUUGGUGUACGCCUACAGCACACUGCUACUGACCUACAUCCUUCCUUUAUCCGCAGUCUGUGUCUCUUACUUCUGCAUCUCCGUCAAACUCCGGAACUGCGUGGCCCCCGGACACCGCACGCGGGACCAGGCCGAGGCCCAGCGGGCACGCAAGCGGAAGAUCUUCAGGCUGGUGUCUCUAGUGGUGGCGGCGUUCGCCGUCUGCUGGCUGCCCAUCUACGUGUUCAACGUGCUGCGCGACAUCGACAUCCGCCUCAUCAACAAGCGCCAUUUCCUGUUGAUCCAGUUGUUGUGUCAUCUGUGCGCCAUGAGCUCGUCCUGCUGCAACCCGUUCCUGUACGCGUGGCUGCACGACCGUUUCCGCGCAGAACUGCGCAAGAUGUUCACCUGCCACCGUCGCAUUGGCAUUCCCGCCAACCACUGCGCGACGGCGAGCGUCGUACUAUGACGUCAAUGUGGGCUUCAGAAAAGAUAAAAACUCAUGAAGUGCAGUUUAAUAAAGGCCAACAAAAUGUAAAUACAAGAAAAGACAUGAUGGAUGGA
Molecule: messenger RNA, 1354 nt
Organism: Rhinichthys klamathensis goyatoka
Lineage: Eukaryota; Metazoa; Chordata; Actinopteri; Cypriniformes; Leuciscidae
Gene: prlhr2b
Product: prolactin releasing hormone receptor 2b
Exons: 3
Coding region: 195-1259 (354 amino acids)
Biological process (GO): G protein-coupled receptor signaling pathway
Cellular component (GO): plasma membrane; neuron projection
Molecular function (GO): neuropeptide binding; neuropeptide Y receptor activity
Source: RefSeq, a predicted model, not a curated record